AUGGACCCACUGGAGCAAAGGGAGGUGAAGUACCGCGGCAUCCGCCGCCGCCCGUGGGGCAAAUACGCGGCUGAGAUACGAGACCCCAACCGAAACGGGGCCCGCAUAUGGCUCGGAACUUACGACACUGCCGAGGCCGCCGCCCGAGCCUAUGAUCGGGCGGCCUAUGCCCUUCGGGGCCACCAGGCCAUCCUCAACUUCCCUAACGACGGCCAUUACCGAGACGGACCACCGCCCGGAUUCCUCUCGGCCAGUGGCCGAGCUGCCCGGAAUGGGCAGCCGCACGACGAGAGGGUCAUCGAGUUCGAGUAUUUGGACGAUAAAUUGCUUGAGGAUCUUCUCGACGGUUCACAAUAG
Striga asiatica is the source of this 357-nucleotide messenger RNA. The record is from the annotation of a GenBank genome assembly. Lineage: Eukaryota; Viridiplantae; Streptophyta; Magnoliopsida; Lamiales; Orobanchaceae.